AUGAUGUAUAAUUGUAUACGAGUACCUUUUUAUAUUUUCGGAAAACGGAAAAUCUUUUUCAGAUAUCAGGAUCGCCGAUCAAACUAUCCUGUCUCCGGUCACCAUUGAAAAAUGGGAGAGAAGAAGAAAAGUGCCACAAUAUUAAUAAGACUAGUUUCAGCAGCAGGGACAGGAUUUUUCUAUGUAAAGAAGAAGAACCCUAGGAAGAUACCGACAAAGUUAGAAUUCCGAAAGUACGACCCUCGUGUUAAUCGCCAUGUUCUCUUCACGGAGGCAAAGAUGAAAUAAUUCAAAACAUGGUGAUCUUGGUAGUCUUUUCGACCCAAUAUUUGUUUUUGAGCUCACUUUUUCUUUCCUUGUAAGAUUUUGGUUUUUAUUAUUAUAAACAUGAGUAGUUCUUAUCGUUUUCCUUAAUUACAAACAAUGUUUGGGCCAUGUUCUUAUUAAUGCAAGCCAUUGAUUUAUGGUCA
Molecule: messenger RNA, 470 nt
Organism: Erigeron canadensis
Lineage: Eukaryota; Viridiplantae; Streptophyta; Magnoliopsida; Asterales; Asteraceae
Product: 50S ribosomal protein L33-like
Exons: 2
Coding region: 112-288 (58 amino acids)
Biological process (GO): translation
Cellular component (GO): large ribosomal subunit; ribosome
Molecular function (GO): structural constituent of ribosome
Source: RefSeq, a predicted model, not a curated record